Messenger RNA from Bactrocera dorsalis (oriental fruit fly), 1858 nucleotides. RefSeq lists its product as uncharacterized. The record is from RefSeq and is a predicted model, not a curated record. The coding region runs from base 1226 to 1843 and encodes 205 amino acids. The transcript has 3 exons. NCBI's taxonomy places the organism in Eukaryota, Metazoa, Arthropoda, Insecta, Diptera, Tephritidae.
UACCACUACAGCUGCCCGCAAUUCUAAUCUAAAAAAAAUUUCCAAAGGGUAAUUAAUCUGUAGAAAAGUCGCUAUCGCGCUAUGCAAGUUUUUUUUUUUUAAUUUGAAAAAUGGCGCCGGUUGGAAUAAAAAGUAUCGAAGUUAGCUCUUUUUUCGACAGUUUUUCGUGGAGUAUGAUUUCGAAAAAAGCUUAGAUAGCGCGAUAAAAAUGUUCUCUCCAAAUCGGAACUACAUAUCGUCUUUUCCUUUGAAAGUGGAAGUCGCUUUGAAAAACACCAUUUUGAGAUAAACGCGUUUAAUGAUUGUCUCGCUCGGUUUCCCACUCUGUUCCUUUUCUACAAAAAACGCUGUAGCGACCAAAUAAUUUGAUAUUCGAUUUUAAAAUUUGAGAUAAUUCUUAUAACAGUACAUGCAAUCCGAUAAUGCAGCAAAAGAAUUCAAUUUUUCGAAAAUUUGACACUGAGACUAUCCUUUAAAUAAUUAUCGUUUCCGUUUGCAUCCGUAAAUGUUUCGCAGAAUAUAGUCAUCUAAAGCAUCCUAAAAUCUUCCCUCAAAACGAUUCUAUAUCAGAAAUAAAUCUGACUUUCCAUCUGCUGUUAGCCCUCGUAUGGACUGUGACAAUUUGGAAUUUUAUGAUACUGAAUUCUAUGAAUUAAAAGAAAUUACUUCUGGAAUGUUUUCUGUCGAUACAACAACAAUUUUUGCAUUUUAAUUUUGUAUAUCGGAAAUAUCAAGAUUUAUAGGAAAGGGCAUCUUGCUCUAACUAACUAAUAAAGUAACAAGUUCUUUCCAUUCACCGUAUUUGAAGUUUUCUAUUCGCAUUACAUUAGUAGAUAGAUAAUAAAUGAAUGGAGUUUGCACAGUGACUUACACCCCUAUUCUGUGCUUUUGACAAAUUAAUAAAAUAUUGACAAUUAACUCAAAUAUUUAUCAAGCGAGAUAUAUUUUGGUAUUCUGUGGCAAUCUUGUUAAAAGUAAAAGCUUCAAUUCGUAAAGCUUUCCCCACACGUAUGGUGAACAAAAUAAUGUAAAUAGAAAACAGCUGAUUUCUAUUCAAAUCAAAAUUCUAUUCGUUAAAAUGGACUGUUCUGCAACGUAAGUUUUCAAAUUUUAAUUAUUAAGAAAAUUUAUAAUUUAACUUUUAUUUGGUAGUAAACCCAAACUCGAUAGAGCUACGCACGAGCAACUGGAGGCAUAUGUUUCGUUUUGCCAAGCACACCCAGAAAUGGGUACGGGGAAAAAUUGCCCAAAAACGCCUCAACAGAUGAAGGAGUUGUGGCAGCAGCUGGCAGAUGAGCUUAAUUCGUGCAGAGGACCAACACGAAGUGCUGCAAAAUGGAAAGAGACGUUAGGCGUUUGGAAAAGCCAACUGCGCGCUCGUGCAAGGCGGUUGAAAAUGAACCAAAGGCUCACAGGUGGAGGUCCAAGUUCCAAACCGAUGACGAACUUUGAGGAAAUGGCUUUGUCUACAUUCGGUUCGGCUGCUGUAGAUGGGGUACAAAAUGUGCAAAGCCUAGGUUUAAAGCCAAUUGAGCAAAGUGAUGAAUGCGCAAUUUCUUCACCCAUGGGUAGUCCUCUACAGAUAUGCAGUCAGGUAGAUGCAACCCCAAAUCCCGAACACCAUCCAGCAAGUCCAUCGACACCACCUACGCAUCUUAGCUUGGAAAACCAGGAUGCAUCAACUUCGGUGCUAUCACGAAAGGCACGUAAUAAGCUUAUCAGCACUUUGAUAGCUGAUAUAUCAAAAAGGAAUGCUGCUGAGGAAGAGAGGCGACGGGAGCAUCGUGAAAUGAUGCAGGCCAUUCAAGGCCUAACUAAUUCUAUAACAGAACUAAUAAAAUAGAUUUCUAAUAAUGUA